GCCCAAGUCUUAAAGAGAUUUAAGGGAGGGAAGAUCAGCAAAAAAUAAAAUGGCAGACAUUGUUGUUCGAGUUAAUAAAGAACGUGGACCAGCACAGGUAUUUGCCUCGGAUACCCGCACAAGAAGCAGAUUUCGCCGGUGGAAUGGAGGACGAAGUCAACUUAAUCCUGAGGGAGCUCAGUCUAAAAAAUAUCUUCCUAAAGAACUCCGAAGAGAAACGGAACGAGCAUGAAGUAGUGAAGGAGUUAGUUAGCCAUUGAAAUUGAUGAAUAUUGGCAUUGAAAUCUACGACGAUGUAGAAAAGUACGGCAUUGAAAUUGAUCAAGCUCUUGUACAUACAACGACGGAGGCACUGCGCAUUAACCGUAGAAGAUCAGAAGUCGAAGAAGAUGACAUGGUGGGCUAAAGCUGUAUUUUUAGCAUUAUCCUUAUGGAGCACCUCAGAGUCUGCAUUGAUGCUUCGGAAAUUACAGUGACGCAUUGCAAGGUGGUGUCUAGAAAACCUAGUACUUAAUAUCCGCACAGCCAGGGUCCGCCACAUCAUGAUCCCGGACACGGCCCCGCUCAUUAACCAGGGCCUCCUCUACGAUCGGAUCAGCAAAAUGACGCAGUCGGAGUUGAGAAUCAGCCAUGGGAACAGUAGCUCCACGCUGCCCAGUGCGAUCAUAGGUGGGUACGUUUUUGUCGAUUGGAUGGUUUCGAGAGAGCAUAAUGAAUUGAAAGAAAUUGCGGACCGAAUGCGCCGCUCUGGCUGCGAAAAUGAGUUCGUUCAGACCUAUUGUAGCGUCCGCCGCGAUGCACUAGAUGCGUAUCUUCCAAUGCUAGGGAUUGACAAACUUAGUAUUGAAGAGGCUCGGAAGAAUAUUGAGUGGGAUUCCUUGGAAGGGAAGAUGAGGAAAUGGAUUCCGGCCGUUAAGAUUGUUCUAGAGGAUAUUGUCAGCCGUGAGAAAAUCCUCUACGAUCAUAUUUUCCAUGAUGCCGACGGCAUCAAGGAGAUUUGCUUCAACGAGAUUGUGAAAGGCUUCGUGAUGCAGCUGUUGAACUUCGGCGAGGCGGUUGCGAACGGGAGAAGGUCGCCUGAGAAGCUGUUCAGGAUAUUAGGCAUGUAUGAUGCGAUGGCACACAAAUUGCCUUGCUUUGAAGCAAUGGUUACUGAUGAAUUCGUGAUCAAUAAGGCGAAAGGAGUGCUUUGCGGACUGGGCGAGGCGGCCAGCGGGACAUUUGUGGAGUUUAAGAAUGCGGUGCAUAGUGAGAGAUGGGAGACCCCGAUGCAAAGCGGUGACAUUCACCCAAAGACCCGGUAUGUGAUAGGUUAUUUGAAAUUGCUUGUUGAGAACGGAGAUACUCUGAAGUUGCUGUUGGAAAGUGGUGAAGAUGAUGGGUUUUUUGUUGCUCUGCAAAAUGAUAGUGAUAGUGAUAAUGAUAUUUAUAACGAUAACUCCGAGCUGUCUCCCGUGGCCCGUAGGUUAUUAUUGUUGGUGAUGUCCUCGGUACAGGCCACUCUUAAGGCUAAAUCGAAGCUGUGUGAGGAUAGUGCCCUGAAAUAUAUAUUUCUGAUGAAUAAUUUUCAGUAUGUAGUACAGGAAGUGAAAGAUUCGGUUCUUGGGAAGGUUUUAGGUGAUAAUGAUUGGGUUCGUAAACGUGGUGGCCAGAUAGACCAGUAUGCGAUGAGUUAUCUUUGCGCUUCUUGGAGCAAGGCAUUGUCUUGUUUGAAGGAUGAAGGGAUUGGUGGGAGCACAAGUACUGAUACCAAAAAGGUGGUGGCCGCUUUGAAGGAAAGAUUUAAGUAUUUCAAUACAUGCUUUGAGGAAAUCUACGGGGUUCAAACUGCUUGGAAGGUUCCCGAUGCCCAACUUCGUGAAAAGCUGAGGAUAUCUAUAUCGGAAAAGUUGAUCCUGGGAUACAGCUCGUUUCUGGGGAGGUAUGGGAAUCAAGUAGAGAGGAAAUACAUAAAGUACACGGCAGAAGAUUUACAGAGCUAUUUGUGGGAUUUGUUUGAAGGAUCACCCCGAGUUCUAAACCACAUGAAGAAAAAAAGUAAAUAGGAUAUAUAUAUAUAUAUAUAUAUAUAGAGAGAGAGAGAGAGAGAGAGAGAGAGAGGACUCUUGUAUCAGGUAUGGUAUGCCCCCUGCUUUCUUGGAAAGGAGUACUUCUCCAGUUAAGUGUAGCUUGAUUGUGUGAUUUUUAUUUUUGUUGUUUGUUGAUGUAAUCCUAGUCUGUAAGGAUUACAUCUAUAUCUAAGUAAAAGAUAUAUCUAUGUUGCAGAUAUAUCUAAUAUGAGUUGUAGUUGAAUAAAAGUCUUAUCUCUUCUAGGGAGAGAAGACGAGUAAUAGUAGUUGUUUUCAUUUAAAGUUCUAUUUGAAUAGCAAUAUGUUAUCUAGCUCAAUAUAUGGGAUAACUCUAUCUAGAAUAGAGUUACGUUCCUAUGGGGAGUUUUCUAGCUUUAUUGUGUAUUUAAAGGAAGGAUUAUGGAAUAUAUGUUAAGUUGAA
Alnus glutinosa is the source of this 2490-nucleotide messenger RNA. Its product is annotated as exocyst complex component EXO70B1-like. The record is from RefSeq and is a predicted model, not a curated record. The coding region runs from base 543 to 2045 and encodes 500 amino acids. Gene Ontology annotation, cellular component: exocyst. The transcript has 3 exons. Gene Ontology annotation, molecular function: phosphatidylinositol-4,5-bisphosphate binding. Lineage: Eukaryota; Viridiplantae; Streptophyta; Magnoliopsida; Fagales; Betulaceae. Gene Ontology annotation, biological process: exocytosis.